This is a messenger RNA of Rhipicephalus sanguineus (brown dog tick), 1072 nucleotides long. Its product is annotated as oplophorus-luciferin 2-monooxygenase non-catalytic subunit. The transcript is spliced from 5 exons. The record is from RefSeq and is a predicted model, not a curated record. Gene Ontology annotation, molecular function: protein binding. Lineage: Eukaryota; Metazoa; Arthropoda; Arachnida; Ixodida; Ixodidae. Bases 61 to 1053 code for a protein of 330 amino acids.
GUGUUGAUUAAGCCGGAGGGUGUGCGCUACCAGAAGCAUCGGGCAGCCAGUGGAGACGCCAUGGGCUCAUCUCGCGUUUUAUUCAAGUGUAUCCUCCUGUAUUGCAUCGCGGCUUUGGCUGCGGCACAGUUGAACCCGUGUCCCGCGCCAGAGUCGCUGAGUCCGUGCGGGUGCGACUUCACCGGAAUCAACUGCGUGAAGGCCAAGAAUGUCUCGCAGCUCGCGAGGGCAUUCAGCGGAAGGGAGAAGGUCAUGCACAAAGCUCUAUGGAUUCAGAGUGUGCCCGUGGACGCGAUAGGCGCCGGCAUUUUCGGGGACUACGCCUUCGGGAAAGUGUAUAUCGAGAUCUGCAACCUGACAUCCUUCGAGCUGUCGGCGCUGAACAACUCGGCCCAGUUUCUGUCGGAGCUCAGCCUCUUCGGGAACCAGCUGACUGGGAUCGAUUACAAAAGGAUUGCCAUUUUCGAGAAACUGCGCCUCCUGAACCUGGCCAAAAACAACAUCAACAACGUGCCGGCGUUCGCGUUCAAAAACCCUUCGCUGCAGACGCUGAUGCUGAACGAAAACCCGAUCAGCAGCAUCGGAGCGUUCGCCUUCCGAAACCUGCCCAAUCUGAAGGAAAUUCAGCUGCGCUCCAUUCGCGUCAAGAUGCUGGCCGCUUACUCCUUCACCAUUCCCCGGCAUAACCCACUGCUGCAGAUUAUUCUGAGCGCCGGCAAACUAGAAAGCAUCGAGGAGAAAGCGUUCCACGGCGUGGCGCCCUUCACGCUGCGACUCACCCUGAAUAAGCUCGAAGAGUUCAGCCGUCCGGUAUUCCAGCCCCUGAUGGAGGCGAUGACGCAGAACGCAAAGCGGAUCAAUCAGCUAGGGCAGGCCAGGAUCGAGACCCGAGGUAACCGAUUCACCUGCAAGGGCUGCAGUUUCUCCUGGCUGACGACGCUGCAAGGAAGGCCGGACCUGUAUCUCAUGCUGUUUGACUUCCGAUGCAGAGAUAUGACUUCUGUAUGGAACGUGACAAACUCCCUCAUUGGCUGCCCUCGUGGCGGAAAAUAAACGCACUGACAUCAAUCAA